This is a messenger RNA of Glycine soja, 1692 nucleotides long. Its product is annotated as lysine-specific demethylase JMJ30-like. The transcript is spliced from 6 exons. The coding region runs from base 176 to 1429 and encodes 417 amino acids. The record is from RefSeq and is a predicted model, not a curated record. Lineage: Eukaryota; Viridiplantae; Streptophyta; Magnoliopsida; Fabales; Fabaceae. Gene Ontology annotation, molecular function: 2-oxoglutarate-dependent dioxygenase activity.
AAUAUCUGAUUGAUUAGCAAUGAUUAUUUAACUUUGGGUCCUAAGAUACUUUAGAAAUAUCUCCAAGACUCGAACCGUGCUUCAAAUAUCAAGCACUUUUUUGAAGUACUACUUUCACUUUUUUUUUCAGUUUUUAGUCGAGUCGCCGGAGUUCUCCCCUUGCGCCGCCGCAGCAAUGUUGACGAACUCCGCAUCCGGCGGUGACGCUCCUUCUCGCGGUUUUGAUACGCCGACGCUGGACCUUGAAUCGGCGGCGCUGCUCCACGCGAUCUCCGAGCAUGGCGGGUACGCGUACGUGAGCAUGGCGGCUCUGGCGGCAAACGGCGACAUUCGCGCGGCGGAGGCGGCGUGCGAGAUGGCGUGGGAGCAGCUGCACUCGGGGCCGUGGCACUCGGUGCUGCCGGUGUGGCGCGACGCUUACUCCAUGGCGUGCCUCCUCGUGGCGCGCCACCACUACCGCAACGGCGAGUUCAGGGACGCGCUUAGGGUUUUGGAUUUGGGAAUCAUCAUGGGAGGCACGCUCCUCCGCAAGGAUUUGGACUCCGCCAUCGAGAAAAUUUCCGAACAAACGAGGAAGACCGUUAGGGUUUCUGAUUUGGGGAACUCCGAGCACCGACUCGUCGAUCGCGAAUUUGAUAUGGCAGAGGUGCUCCAACUUUUACCUGUGAAGUCUCUUUCAAAUAAGCUUGUGGCGAAGAAAUCGGCACUGUCGCUGGAGAAAUUCCUGAAGGAUCAUUACCUGUCUGGCUGCCCGGUUAUUAUCAGUGAUUGUAUGGCUCACUGGCCAGCCAAGAUGAAAUGGAAUGACGAAGAUUACUUACUGAGAGUUGCCGGUGACCGCACGGUUCCGGUUGAGCUUUCAUUCCAGGUUGGGAAAAACUAUUUAUGUACUGAGUGGAAGCAAGAGCUAAUUACAUUUUCAGAGUUUCUUCAGCGGAUAAAGUCCGAUAGCUGUUCUCCUGGUGGUCUUACAUAUCUUGCUCAGCAUCCAUUAUUUGAUCAGAUAAAUGAGCUUCGGAAAGAUAUCUUUAUUCCUGACUAUUGUUUUACUGGUGGAGGGGAGCUACGAUCUCUCAAUGCUUGGUUUGGUCCAGCAGGAACAGUGACACCGUUACACCAUGAUCCACAUCAUAACAUACUAGCUCAGGUUGUUGGAAAGAAAUACAUUAGGCUUUACUCUUCAUCUUUGUCUGAGGAACUUUCCCCCCACUCUGGUACCAUGCUCCACAAUUCCAGCCAGGUUGAUUUAGAUGACAUAGAUGAAAACAAGUUUCCGAAGGUGCAAGACUUGGAAUUUGUAGACUGUAUUUUAGAGGAAGGCGAAAUGUUAUAUAUCCCGCCAAAAUGGUGGCACUAUGUGCGCUCUUUGACUACCAGUUUUUCAGUUAGCUUUUGGUGGAGUGAGGGUGAAAGUUCGGAUGCAUCCUAAUGUUAUAUCAUCUUUCAUUCUUUCUUUUGGAGAACUGAGCGUGUUCUAAGUAGCAUUGCUAAUAUCUAUGUGACUGGUCAUUUUACUACCCAGUGACAGUAUAAUUCCCCUGCAUAAACAUCAUUUUUGGCACUCGUUGUCACUACACGCGCACUUCCUGUAGUUACUGAUCAUAAGGGUUUGUGAAACGCAGUCCCGAACAGUAAACUACUAAUACUCUAUUUUUUGGAAUUAAAUAAUACUAAAAUAUUCAAGAUCCCGCA